Messenger RNA from Ictalurus furcatus (blue catfish), 2130 nucleotides. It is a transcript of the gene klhl14, whose product is annotated as kelch-like family member 14. Lineage: Eukaryota; Metazoa; Chordata; Actinopteri; Siluriformes; Ictaluridae. Gene Ontology annotation, molecular function: protein binding. The transcript is spliced from 8 exons. The coding region runs from base 79 to 1896 and encodes 605 amino acids. The record is from RefSeq and is a predicted model, not a curated record.
GGAUUGCGCUAUUAUUCAGAAGAAGAUAAAUGGCUCCGGCAUUGUUUGCUUGUAGGAGGUGCGAGCGGCUCCCAAGUCAUGUCCAGAUCGGGCGACCGGACGUCUACGUUUGACCCGACACACAGCGACACGCUGCUGCACGGGCUCAACCUGCUGUGGAGGAAGCAGCUCUUCUGCGACGUGACCCUCACAGCUCAGGGACAGCAGUUCCACUGCCACAAAGCCGUGCUCGCGUCCUGCUCGCAGUACUUCAGGUCCCUGUUCUCUGCGUCACACGCGCUCAGCAAUGAGCCGCUCGCUGGAAAGGAUCAAAGCAGCGGCGGAACCCCGUCGUCGUCCCCGGAUGAGAAGCUCCUGGCCAGCCCGCGCUCCAUCAGCAACCUGGUGCUGCAGGGCUGCUCGUCCAUCGGGCUGCGCUUGGUCCUCGAGUACCUGUACACGGCCAACGUCACACUCUCGCUGGACACGGUCGAGGAGGUGCUCUCGGUCAGCAAGAUCCUCAACAUCCCGCAGGUCACCAAGCUGAGCGUGCAGUUCCUGAACGACCAGAUCUCCGUCCAGAACUACAAGCAGAUCUGCAAGAUCGCCGCGCUCCACGGCCUGGACGAGACCAAGAAGCUGGCCAACAAGUACCUCGUCGAGGACGUGCUGCUCCUCAACUUCGAGGAGAUGUGCGCCAUGCUGGACGCGCUGCCGCCGCCCGUCGAGUCCGAGCUCGCGCUGUUCCAGAUGUCCGUCCUGUGGCUGGAGCACGACCGCGAGACCAGGAUGCACUACGCGCCGGACUUGAUGAAGCGCCUCCGCUUCGCCCUCAUCCCGGCCCCCGAGCUCGUCGAGAGGGUGCAGUCCGUGGACUUCAUGAGGAGCGACCCCGUGUGCCAGAAGCUCCUGCUUGAUGCCAUGAACUACCACCUGAUGCCCUUCAGACAGCACUGCAGACAGACCACAGCCAGCAGAAUCCGUUCCAACAAAAGGAUGCUGCUGCUGGUUGGAGGUCUGCCUCCAGGACCUGACCGCCUCCCCAGUAAUCUAGUUCAGUACUACGACGAUGAAAAGAAGACAUGGAAGAUCCUAACAAUAAUGCCUUACAACAGCGCUCAUCACUGUGUAGUAGAAGUGGAGAACUUUCUUCUGCUACUAGGUGGAGAGGACCAGUGGAACCCGAAUGGCAAACACAGCACUAAUUUUGUAAGCCGAUACGACCCGAGAUUCAACAGCUGGAUCCAGCUGCCUCCGAUGCAGGAGAGGAGGGCGAGUUUCUUUGCGUGCUGUCUCGAUAAACACCUUUACGUCAUUGGAGGAAGAAAUGAGACAGGCUAUCUGUCCAGCGUAGAGGCGUACAACCUGGAGACUAACGAAUGGAACUACGUUUCGUCUCUUCCCCAACCUCUUGCAGCCCACGCCGGUGCCGUCCAUAACGGGAAAAUCUACAUCUCAGGUGGAGUCCAUAAUGGCGAGUAUGUGUCCUGGCUGUACUGCUAUGACCCGGUGAUGGAUGUGUGGGCCAGGAAACAGGACAUGAACACUAAACGCGCUAUACACGCACUCGCAGUCAUGAACGAUCGCCUGUACGCUAUUGGUGGAAAUCACUUAAAAGGAUUCUCUCAUCUGGAUGUGAUGUUGGUGGAAUGCUAUGACCCUAAAGGAGAUCAGUGGAACAUCCUGCAGACGCCCAUACUGGAGGGCCGCAGCGGUCCCGGCUGUGCCGUGCUGGACGACAGCAUUUACCUGGUCGGAGGCUACAGCUGGAGCAUGGGAGCCUACAAGUCGUCCACCAUCUGCUACAGCCCGGAGAAAGGAACAUGGACCGAACUAGAAGGCGAAGUAGCAGAACCUUUAGCCGGACCAGCGUGUGCCACCGUCAUACUCCCAGCUUGCCUGCCGUUUAACAAAUAACAGAUAAUUAUGUGAGAAAAAAAAAAAAGCCCUUAGGAUGGACAGAAAGGCCAAAACGAUGCAGACUGAUCGCAUAGGAGGUGUAUAAAUUAUUUUUUUACACGUCUGACGAGAGCACUUUCUUUCCUUCUUUCCUUCUUUCUUUCUUUAAUACUUUUCAAAAGAAAUACAAUUCGUUUGUAUGUGUGUUGACAUUCAAACCUUUGAUCACCUUUCCUUGUUUUGUUCUUCUUU